Molecule: messenger RNA, 927 nt
Organism: Osmia lignaria (orchard mason bee)
Lineage: Eukaryota; Metazoa; Arthropoda; Insecta; Hymenoptera; Megachilidae
Product: GILT-like protein 1
Molecular function (GO): oxidoreductase activity, acting on a sulfur group of donors, disulfide as acceptor
Source: RefSeq, a predicted model, not a curated record
GUAAGAGAAAAUGAUGUUGACGCGUUAGUUCUGCGAUGUGACACGACUGGAGAUAUCUCUUAUUCGUUUGAAAUUGUUACAUCAUAAGCAAAAUUUAUUCCGCAGUAUUUUAGCUUUUAUAAUUACGAUUAAAGAUAAUGGGAUUUGGAAAUUUUCGAUGGAGGAUAUUGUUUAUUAUUAUAUCAGUUUUACUGCUUUGGCAGCUGACAAAAGUGUGGUUGGGUUUUACGCAAAGAAAAUCUGACAUAGAAGCACAGCUUCAGGACAACCAUUUGGUAAUAUUAAGCCAAAAAGAUGACUGGAGUAAACAAAAGAUUCGCAUAGCUGUAUACUAUGAAGCACUAUGCCCAGAUUCACGGAGUUUCUUCAUCAAACAAUUACUGCCAACAUAUCACCGACUUCCAGAUAGCAUACAAGUGCAAUUAAUACCUUAUGGGAAAGCUACAACAAUAAACACAAAAGAUGGCUAUGAAUUCACAUGUCAGCAUGGUCCUAUUGAAUGUGAAGCAAAUAUAAUCCAUGCAUGUUCCAUAGACGUUUUAAAAAAUUCUUCCAUUCAAUUAGAGUACUUAUCUUGCAUGAUUAAGAACAAUAUAGAACCAGUAAUUAUCAUGGAAAGUUGUGCAAAAAAAAUGAAUAUAGAUUAUAAGGAUAUUUUCAAAUGCUCUGUUGAAGCAAAAGGUAAAGAACUUUUAGCCAGAUAUGGAGAGCUGACAAAAGCCUUAACACCAAAAGUUUCUUUUAUACCAACUGUUACACUUGAUGGGAAGUCUGAAAAUCAAGCAAGGAUACUAAAAAAUUUGUUACAAGAAGUGUGCCUACAUUUUAAAGUUAUGCCAAAAGGUUGUACAGUAUAAAAAUAUGUAAAAUAUUUAUAAAACAUAUCUUCCAAUAGAUAUGCUCAAAAUAUAAUAUUUUUCACAUUAA